AUGGAACUAGCCCAACUGAACCACAAUCGCAACGGCGAACUCUUAGCCAAUCAACUUUUGGAUGUGGUUGUUCGAGUAGCUGCUGUUCGACCCUUCGCUGUCAAUCAAAUGGCCAUUUUCUUGCGUUCCUGCAAAAGCAUAAUAGUGCAUUCUAAUAAGGCCAGUCUCUAUGAUGUUAUAUACGCUGCAGCCUGGAUAUGUGGAGAGUAUGUCGGAUUUCUGGAGGAACCACAGCAAAUUUUGGUAGCAAUGUUGGAGACAGCUAAUCUACCUGAUCUACGAGGCCAUAUUCAGUCUGUUCUUGUGCUUAACUCCCUCAAGCUCUAUUGUAAAUUGGCUGUAAAGUGGUUGAGCGAAUGUCUCAAAGGAUGUAAAAUUGAUACUCCGGAAUUGAAGGUGAACACCAUGAAACCAUCCCUUUCAGAGCUCCAAGAUUUAACAAAGAGACUUUUGGAGUUGACAAAUUUCUUGAUGGAUAAGAUUUCACAAUUCGUGCAUUCUGCUUAUUUGGAAGUUCAAGAAAGAGCGGUUUCCAUUCAUCAACUGUUGCAUCUAAUGGCUAAAAGACUCUCCAAAUUCCGAGUUCAAAGCGAGACUCCCUCGUCAUCACAAGUAGCUUCAAACGAGACUGCUGAUUUACUCGGAGUUAACACUGAAGAAACGCUGGAUCCCCUUGAGGAUCUAGGAGUGUCUGACAAGUUGAGUGAUGAUCACGAGGCAGAUUAUUCAGCUUCUUCAGCUGCUGCAGAUAGCCUUCUUCGUGGAUUAUACGCUCUCACCUACGAAUUGAGUUUGCUUUUCGAAGGUGAACUGAAUCCUGUUGCUCCAAAAGCUCAACGGAAAGUUCCAGUUCCUGAAGGUCUCGAUUUGGAUGCUUGGAUUAAUCCACCACCACAAGUGAACUCUAACGCCUCCUCGGAAGGUAUCUUCGGUUCGGAAAAAAAGUCGAAGAAAUCGAAAUCGAACAAGGAGUCGACACUCUUUCCAAAGUCCUCUGAUGGCGGUAUUUUCACUGGAAUUCUUGCACCUGAAGUUCCAAAAUCACGCAAACUAACUUCUGCUGAACUGGAAGCUAUGCGAAGGCAACGACUUCUUUUGCAAGAGUCAAAUCCACACUACUUAAAGACGUCUAAAAAUAGCGAGCCAACUCCGAAUCUGCUGUCAUCAGAAAUGUUGGACACUUCGAAGCCGCCUGAACCUCAACCAUCAAGCGGUAGGUCUGCUGAAUUGAACAUUUCGAUGGGUGCGCUUGAAGCUCGCCAACUCGGAUAUGUUUGCAUUGGAUAUUCAGCGGCAGCUGAAAGAGAAAAGCAAAACAAAGCCGACGAAAUCCGCGCAAGUUUUUUACCCCAUGUUAUUUAUUUAAUUGACCUUAUUCAUUCACAAGCUGUCUACCACGUCAAAAUAAGUCGGAAUAAAGGAUCUAAAAAGGCCAAGAAAUCUAAGAAGCAUGAAUCUCAUGAACCCGAUUUACUUGAAGAUGUGGCUAUUGAAUCGCCGGCAGAUGUUGCCGUUAGUACUGUCUUGGAUCUUCCAGAGGGAGUGGAGCCAAAUGAAUUGGACUCAAGUGAUGAUGGAAAUGAGGAGAACUCUAAUGAUCCUCAUCGACUUUUGAACAUCCCAUUGGAGGAUUUAACCCCCGCGCCCCCUCCUCCUCCACCGCCCCUUUCCAAGAAGUCAAAUGGCAGGAAGCGAAGGCCCAAAACCUCGGUGAAUUCAACAAAGACGGAAGAAACGGUGAAAACGAGCAUUUCUGAGGAGGACUUCCUUAAAUUACUGACAAGUUCCACGCUGACGUACUCAGCGAAGUGCAAAGUGAAAUGUCCGGCGUCGAUUGAUGUGGUGAAUGGCUUGAGCGCUCUUCCGAUUGAGCGUGUCUUUGAGGAUCUGUUGAAUAAACUUUCCACUAGUUGUGGCAUAUCUGUGAUAGAACGGGUCGGCAUCACCGCCUCUCUCUACUCCGAAUUCGAAUCAAAUCCGGUGUGUCUGCUCAUCAAAUUAUCCACUCAAACGGGUUCCGUCUCAAUCGAAGCCAAAUCGGCCCUCCAGUCCUCGGCUGAUCAAUUGGUGCAAAAACUUAAGCCAAUCGUAAAGGCUUUUAGAGGCAAUGAUUGA
Messenger RNA from Rodentolepis nana, 2115 nucleotides. The record is from the annotation of a GenBank genome assembly. NCBI's taxonomy places the organism in Eukaryota, Metazoa, Platyhelminthes, Cestoda, Cyclophyllidea, Hymenolepididae.